This is a messenger RNA of Papilio machaon (common yellow swallowtail), 1063 nucleotides long. RefSeq names its product elongation of very long chain fatty acids protein 4. NCBI's taxonomy places the organism in Eukaryota, Metazoa, Arthropoda, Insecta, Lepidoptera, Papilionidae. The record is from RefSeq and is a predicted model, not a curated record. Gene Ontology annotation, cellular component: endoplasmic reticulum membrane. Gene Ontology annotation, biological process: fatty acid elongation, polyunsaturated fatty acid; very long-chain fatty acid biosynthetic process; fatty acid elongation, monounsaturated fatty acid. Gene Ontology annotation, molecular function: fatty acid elongase activity. Bases 170 to 1048 code for a protein of 292 amino acids. The transcript has 7 exons.
AUUAAGUUACUGCAGUUGAGAGCGGAGAGUCGCGGGCGCAGCGCGUGUGCCGCCUCUACCUUUAAAACCACUUACGGUCAAACUGUACGUUGUAAUUAGUGAGUGGAUAAGUGACAACUUAUUAUUAUAAGUAAAUGAUAAUAUCAUCACCAUAAAACAAAACCUAAGAAUGGCAACUCUAUUAGUAAAUUCAACACAAAGUGUAUUAAAAGACACUUAUGAUUACUAUCUUUGGACGUUAUCACUUUCAGAUAACAGGACAAAAGGAUGGCCACUCGUCGACUCUCCAGUACCUACAGUAUUCUACACACUUUUGUACCUAUUCAUAGUGUGGAUUGGCCCUAAGUUAAUGAAGAACCGCCAGCCGUUCCAGCUAACGUGGCUACUUGUACCCUAUAACUUGGCGAUGGCGGCUCUCAACGCGUACAUAGCAGUCAGGUUACUGACGGCUUCCUUUAGACUGAGAUACAGCUACAUAUGCGAGCCGUGUCGACAAAAAUAUGAUCCCGAUGAACUACAAAUAGCAGAUGCAGUUUGGUGGUACUACUUCUCGAAACUUCUAGAAUUCUGUGACACAUUCUUCUUUAUUUUAAGAAAAAAAGAUGAACAGCUGACAUUCCUGCAUGUUUAUCACCACUCUACAAUGUUCAGUUUUUGGUGGAUCGGUAUUAAAUGGGUGCCAAGUGGAUCCACAUUCCUCCCUGCGAUGGUAAACAGCGGUAUUCACGUACUCAUGUAUACAUACUACGGCCUUUCAGUCUUUGGACCUUCCGUUAGCAAAUACCUAUGGUGGAAGAAAUACCUCACCAUUUUACAACUGAUUCAGUUCACCUGCGCCCUUAUCCUCGGCGUCAACGGUAUCCGGACCGGCUGCGAAUUCCCUCUAUGGAUGCAUUACGUCCUCAUCAUCUACAUGAUCUCCUUUAUCGUUCUUUUCGGCAACUUCUACAUGAAGGCAUACAUCGCUAAGGGAAGUAAAUGCAUGGAAGUGAGGUACGGUCAAUGCUUAGAUGAUGAAGAAAUUACGCUUAACAAGAAGUCGAAUUGAUGUUAAGUUGUUUGU